Sporisorium graminicola is the source of this 3177-nucleotide messenger RNA. RefSeq lists its product as uncharacterized. The record is from RefSeq and is a predicted model, not a curated record. Bases 1 to 3177 code for a protein of 1058 amino acids. Gene Ontology annotation, molecular function: ubiquitin protein ligase binding. NCBI's taxonomy places the organism in Eukaryota, Fungi, Basidiomycota, Ustilaginomycetes, Ustilaginales, Ustilaginaceae. Gene Ontology annotation, biological process: proteasome-mediated ubiquitin-dependent protein catabolic process; regulation of proteolysis. The transcript has a single exon. Gene Ontology annotation, cellular component: cytoplasm.
AUGGCUUCCAACUCGGCCAGCACGGCUGCAACAGACAACAGCGAGAACUCAGCUCGAGGGGCUGGUCAGGUGCCGCUCUCCUCGGCACCGGCGACCUCUGACGUCGUUGCCAACUCAAUCACAGCCUCUACCGCGUCCAAUGCCCCCAUCAGCGGCGGCGGUCAGGACACAAGCAAUAGUCACACAAUCUCCGACGCAACCAACACCCCAGUGGCAACCGCUGUUCAUUCCGACUCGCAACCUACAGCCUCGUCAGCACAGAGCGCGGACCCAUCAGAUUCGCCCGCUCAGCCAACCACUUCUCCGGCUCCAGCUCCGGCUCCAGCCCCAGCUCCCAACUUGAUUUCAACCUCUUCGAUGCUGCCGCGCGCUUCCGGCACUUCUUCCAGCACCUCAUCUUCAUCUAGUUCAGGUACCGCAACUCCCACAGUCAGGUCUGUCGCAUACCGCAGUCCUGUUCCAACUGCAAACACCCACAGAAUCGCAUCCAGUCCUGGCAUUGGCAUCACCAGCUCAAACACUUCGGCAGCUCGUCGACAGUCCAGCCGUCAUAAUGCUCAAGUAUCGUCAAGCAGUCACCGUGCUCCACCUUUCCCGAACAGCCCUCGGAAUACCUUCGCUUCAGCGUUGGCUUCUCCCUACGCAACCAGCGCAGUUCCUUCCAUUUUUGGCUUCUACUCGCACGAUGGUAAUGCCACAGCUUCGGCCAAUGCUAGCAGCUCUUCGGUUUCCACUCAAUCGGGUCCUCAUUGGCAACCGCCGCCGAUGCCUCGAGCCACCAUCUAUCAACAUCAUCGUGCCGGCUCAAACUCCCCCGGGCCGACUCGGACAGAACAGAUUGCGCUCCCCUCGCCUAUCUCGAGUCCUCGCAUUGGAAACUUGAGCUUCUACCCCUCCGCCGCUCAGCGGCAAUACCCGCGUGCAUCGUCCAACCUUGGCACCGCAUAUCGCUUUGCAGAUUCGACGCGCUCCUACGCUUCUCACUCGAACUCUACCUCGGUCAGUACCGAUUCCAGCCUGCUAGCUUCUUCUCUACCAGCUGAGCAACCAACCUUCCAAGAGACCACCACAAUCUCCUUCACUUGGACCGUCCGCGAUCUACAUCUGCUCCGCGAAGAAGUCGAGCUUUCUCCCCCACCGUCCGAGGGUGGCCGAUCCGUUAGCGCCGGCGCAGGCAAGAGCGAUGUUUGGACAAGUCAGCCCGUCUUUGGCGACAACAAGUGGAAGCUUGAGCUGGUCCGUACCACUCGACCCCUCACAGACCAGUCUCAAGAUGGCUCUGCUGUCGGGAAUCAUGGAACUGACGAUGACGACGACGACGGCGGCGGCGGCGGCGGCGGCGGCGGCGACGAAACCAUAUCAGCAACCGGCCAAAAUCCUGAAUCAAUUGGUGUACAGGGCGUCGACUCGGAUGCGGCCGCUCCUCGAUCCAGCAUCACCAUUCUUUCUGUCUACCUCACUGCUCUUGUCCUGGACUACACACACGCCAACGUCGAAAUCCCAGCCUCCAUCAUGGUCGGACUGCGACCGGUGCGUGCUGCUGUCGGAAGGCGCGGCCCUGAAAGUGGUGGCUACCUGUGGCGACGCUUCUACGACUUUACCUUUCAAAAGGAAUCCGAUCUUUUCACUUGCCACGACCUGCCCAGCGUUUCCGAGAUGCUGCAGGACUUUACUGUGGCGCGCGAUGAUGCAAUCGCGCUCACCGUUCAGCUCGGCUUGGGCCCAGGUCACACACGCUCCAGAUCCGGACAGCUCGACGAUGCCACCACCUCACUUCCCACCCCUGUCGAGGUCGAUGGCCACCAUCUCGUUCCUCAAGCUGUUCUCAACUCCUUGCACGGUCUGCUCGAUGAUGCCAACACAGGCGACGUUCGCAUCAUGGUACGUGAACGAGGCAUCUUGCUCCCAGAUGCAUCCGAAAGCGCCUCCAUGUCCGAUGACGGCGGUCACCUCGACGACACGCUUGGCGACACCCUCGAACGCGUCGUACCAUUCCCCAUUGGAUCCAACUGCCCUAUUGCCUCUGUCCAGGGUGGAUCCGAGGCAGGCAUGCUCACAUCCAUCGAUGACGAUCCGGACCGCAUCUUUGUACGUGAUCGCGUGCUGUGGGCGCAUGCAAGCGUCCUCAAAAGCCGCAGCGACUACUUCCAGACCAUGCUCGCCUCAGAUUUCAGCGAGGGUAUCAGCCGCAACUAUGGUGCAGCUGAAGCCGAUUCCGGAACGGGGCGCAAUGUUCGCACGCUCCAAAUCUCGGACGCCGACUUUGUGACUGCCUAUUGGUUCCUGCGCUACCUUUACACUGACGACAUUCAAUUCGCAGACAAGGAAGAUGUUCGCAGCGCUGUUCUGGACGAGGAGUGGGCUAAAGGGGCUGAUCUCGGCUACCUCAGCGCUGAAUCGGCGAGUGGCGACACGAGCCACGCCUGCAGUCUGCGCAAGAGUAUGCUGGUCAACUGGACGCCCAUCUCGCAGCUCAAGGAAUACAGCGAUUUCGACAUGGACGAGCUGAGCUACUCGAUGCCUACUUCAGCUGGCGGUCGACGUGAUGUUUCUGGCUCCUUUGUUCUGCAGGGCUCGUCGUCCAUGAACGCAGCUUCUUCUACUUCAGGAUCGCUUCGACAGAGGAGCAGUGCAGCAGCUGGCACCAGUGAUGGCGCAGGCGGCAGCGUAGUCUCCACAACCGGCAAUGCUGGUGCCCGACCUCUGUCCUCUCCCACUUCACCGUCCGCGACAGCGGGUGCGAGCGCAGCAGGCAAGCAUCAUGCGGGCGACGAAGCGGGUCGCGCCGGUAGCGGAGGUCAUCGCACUGUGCCAGGCACGCUUGACCCACACGACCAUCCCUGCGCCGAUCCAGGUCCCGCAUCGGCUCUGUCCAUCUUCAAACUUGCCCACCGCUACCACAUGCAAGAUCUAUCCCGGCUCGCAUCGCUGCACAUGGUGGCGACGCUGACGCCUCAAUCGGCCUUCCCCAUGCUGCUCGCCACGUCCAUGUACACCGAGCUGCAUACGCGCAUCAAGACGUACGUCUACCAGCACUGGCAUCUCGUCUCGCACACGCAAGAAUUUGAGCGAUGCUGCGACGAGGUUUCUGUGGGCAUGUGGGGCGCGGACGCAGGCAAGACGGUGCGUGCGUUCGUAAGGAGUUUGGUCUCGCCCUUGCGGGCUGCUCAGAGCUGA